Telopea speciosissima is the source of this 3147-nucleotide messenger RNA. RefSeq lists its product as uncharacterized. Lineage: Eukaryota; Viridiplantae; Streptophyta; Magnoliopsida; Proteales; Proteaceae. Bases 1 to 3147 code for a protein of 1048 amino acids. The transcript is spliced from 6 exons. The record is from RefSeq and is a predicted model, not a curated record.
AUGGCCGGCAAGCCAUUAGCUCCGGCUAAUGGUCUUCCCCCUCUUCUCAGUCCGAGAGGGAGGGAAGGUGGGGGGAAUGUGAGUGGUUCGGGUGAGGGUGGUGUUGGAGCGGGUGCCCUUGGUGAUUUGGGGGGUGGUGAGUGGCCUGUUCUUGGUGGUUCUGUAGGUGGUGCUGAUGUUUUGGGCUUGGAUGAUUCGGUGGUGCAAGGUGAAGGCAAUGGUGGUAGGCUGCUGCAUGUUGGAGGUCCUUCGGCUGUGGGGGAAAAUAUUCUUGUUUUGGAUGAUCCGUUGGAGGAGGGUGCUGGUUCUGGAGUUCUUUUACAGCAGCAGGAAGGUUCUUCAAUUGGUGCAUAUGAGAAGACAAGGAAGAAUGUUGGUGUUCCAUGGUCAGCCCUCUUUUCCUCUUCUUCUCCUUCGAUGUAUGGAGAUGGGCUGAAACUGUCUUAUAUUGAACCUGAAGAGAUUGAUGGUGCUUUGGCUGCGAAAUGCCCGGAUUCGAUGAUUAAGAAAGGUCUUGAGAAGUGGAAGAACACCCUUAUGGGUCAUUUUAUCGGGGGCAGACCUAGCUUCACCUUUGCUCGUGAUAUGCUGUUAAAACAAUGGAGAAUUUCAGGCCAUGUGGAUAGGAGACCAUUGAUUUUGUGCCCUUGGAGUCUUAAGGUGUGCUUGGAAAGAGUUGAUUUAUGCUCAGUACCGGUUUGGGUGUCCCUUCCAAAUCUUCCGUUUCAUUACUGGUCUGCUGAUGCGUUGAGUUCGAUUGGGAGUGUGAUUGGGAAGCCUAUUGUCACUGAUAAAAUGACCCGGUCUAUGGAGAGGCUAUCUUAUGCCCGAUUAUGUGUGGAAGUUUCUGCAGAUAGGGAUCUUCCCUCUUCUGUUCCAGUCUAUGGAGAUGACGGUCUUGUUUUUUAUCAAAAAGUUGUUUAUGAUUGGAAGCCCCCUCUUUGUAAGCAUUGUAGAGUUUUUGGCCAUCUCUUAGAUAAUUGUUUGUUUGGCAAACAAGACUCAAAUAUGAAUAAGUCACGGUCAAAGAAGGAAUGGCGAGUGAAAGGUGUUGCCGGAAAUAAUGGAGGUGCCAUGGGUGGCGGCAAUGGAGACGGGCAGCAGGUUCAUAAUGAUGAAGUAGGAGAUGAACAGCCGGAUAGUGGAGCUGGUGCAAAUACAAAGGGAUUGGAUUCGGUUUCCUUAAUUUCUAUCAAGAAUAAAGGGAAUGGGAGUUUCAAAUCUGCAGGGAAUCAUCCGAAGAUCAGGGAGCUGUCUCAAUCUAAUCCUUUUGCCAUUUUGGAAGAUCUUACGGGGGAGGUGCAUUAUGAUCCUGAAGAUUUAAUGCUGGAUUCGGAAUCAUGUGCUAUUUUAUUAGGGAAUGAAUUACUUGAGGGAGCAGAUUUUGAGGAGGAUAUUCAACCCAAUCCAUUAGCAAUUAUUCCUAAGGAGAAAGAUGGAGUCAUUGGAGAGUUUUGUGGGGAGAAUCCAAUCUAUAAUGGUAAACAUGUUAGUGUGGAGCUGGCUAAGGCAAAAUCCGUGGAAGAUAUUAGAGAAGCAACAGAUUCUGCUGAGGUGGCGCCUAAUCAUUCAAUGAGACAAACUCCAAUUCAAAUUCAAAGGAAUGGUGCGGCCCAUAUGGAAGGAGAUAACUUAUUGGAGGAUUCUAUUCUAUCAAAUGAGAAGGAGUCAGCCCCUAUGAAAUCUCUCACUAAUUUUGAUAAACUUAGAAAGCAAUCUGCUGAGAUUCGUGCAGCUCAAGGGCAACUGGGGAAAGGUUGGGACCCGAAUUUUUAUGAUGUGGUUUUGGUGCAAAAAUCCAAACAGUUCAUACAUGCUAAGGUGUCAAUUGUGGGUACCUCGGUGUUUUUCUUUUGUACUGUUGUUUAUGCUCUUAAUUCUGUGGUGGCUAGGAAGGAAUUGUGGGAGGAUGUUGGGGCUAUUGCUAGUGCCAUUAUUAACCCUUGGGCUGUACUAGGGGAUUUUAAUGUGAUUCGAAGUAACAAUGAAAAAAUUGGAGGGGACCCUGUUCGGAUUGAAGCUAUGGAUGAUUUUAAUUCGUUUAUAGAUGGUGCUGGGCUUCUAGACUUGAAAUGGAAAGGGGAGGCUUUGACCUGGAAUAAUAGACAAGUGGGAGAUGCAAGAAUUUGUUGCAAGCUUGAUAGGGUUCUGGUCAAUUUAGCUUGGAUGGAUGUGUUUAGAUCCUCUGAUGCAAUCUUUUACCCUCCUGGGCUUUCUGAUCAUUCUCCAAUGGUGGUGGCUGUGGGGUGGGAGCAGCCUGUGAAUUUGGCUCUUAAUCCCAUUCUUAAGUUUGCGGCCAGAUUGAGGAAUGUCAAAAAAGGGUUGAGGAGCUGGAAUAAGGAGUGUGUGGGGGAUGUUUUUCUUGCAGUAAAGGAGGCUGAGGCUGAUUUGUUUCAGAUCCAGAGGCAGCUUAGUGAGCACCCUGAUGAACCGAAUUUGGUGCUGAUGGAGAAACAGGCUAAAAAGAAACUUUGGGAGGCUUUGGCUACUGAAGAGAAAUUUUUGAAAGAAAAGUCAAGGGUGAAACACAUUCAGUUGGGGGAUGGUAAUAAUAGCUUUUUCUACAAAUCUGAAAGCCUUACUAGGAGAAUCUCUAAUAAGGAGAUUAUGGAGGUUGUGUUUGCUUUUAAGAAUUCUAAGGCUCCAGGACCAGAUGGUUUUGGAGCAGCCUUUUACAAGCAUUCAUGGGAGAUUGUGGGAGAAGAUUUGACUCUGGCUGUAAAGUGGUUUUUCAUGAAGUCUUACCUUCCUAGUUCGGUUAAUGCUACUUUUAUCUGCCUUAUCCCUAAGACAGGAGAUGUAACCUCAUUUGCGGGAUAUAGGCCUAUAGCCCUUUGCAAUCUCUUUUACAAAAUCAUUACCAAAGUGUUAUCCAAUAGGCUGCAAGGAGUGAUUGGGCAGGUGGUCAGUGACUGUCAAUCUACUUUCAUCAAGGGCAGGCCAUUGGCUUUGGCUAAUGGUCUUCCUCCUCCUCCCAAUCCUGGAGAAGGGGAGGCAGGGAAUGUUGAUGCUUUUGAUGGAGGUUCAAGGCAGGCUAGGGACUGUGAUGUUGUGGAGGCUGGGGCGGCUACUGGUUUGGAGUUGGGGGGUUCCUCUUCGGGGGUGGUGGUGCAAGCAUUGCUUCAGGUGCUAGUACGAAUGGUUUGA